AUGGGUCUGCUCACUAUCAUUCGCAAGAACAAGGCCAAGUCAAGGGAGAUGAGGGUACUGUUCCUCGGUCUUGAUAAUGCUGGAAAGACGACUAUACUCAAGAAGCUGCGGAGUGAGGAUAUUUCGACCAUCAGCCCAACGUUAGGAUUUAACAUCAGUACGCUGGUCCGAGACGGGUACACUCUCAAUAUAUGGGAUGUCGGCGGUCAAAAGACGCUGCGUCCAUACUGGCGCAAUUACUUUGAAUCGACCGACGCGGUCGUUUGGGUCGUCGACUCUGGAGACAGAUUACGGAUGAGCGACUGCGGGUCCGAAUUGAGAGGUCUCCUGGGGGAGGAGAGACUGGCCGGAGCCACCUUGCUUGUAUUUGCGAACAAGCAAGACCUGUUCGGUGCCAUGUCCCUAGAGGAGAUCCGCGAUGCACUCGACCUCCCUUCUAUAGUCUCGCAUCGAUGGAUCAUCCGCUCCUGCUCCGCAUACACCGGGACGGGCCUCGACGAAGGCAUGGACUGGCUUGUCAAGGAGGUGGCGGGCAGACUGUACUGGAACGGCCUUUCCGCUGGACCUACUCCAGUCCAGCCCGCGGCCGAUGCGGCUCCUGCUAGAUUGACAGCAGAUGCAUGA
This is a messenger RNA of Dioszegia hungarica, 624 nucleotides long. Its product is annotated as putative ADP-ribosylation-like factor. The transcript has 7 exons. Bases 1 to 624 code for a protein of 207 amino acids. Gene Ontology annotation, biological process: protein folding. Gene Ontology annotation, cellular component: cytoplasm; microtubule cytoskeleton. Lineage: Eukaryota; Fungi; Basidiomycota; Tremellomycetes; Tremellales; Bulleribasidiaceae. The record is from RefSeq and is a predicted model, not a curated record. Gene Ontology annotation, molecular function: GTP binding; GTPase activity.